This is a messenger RNA of Rhodotorula toruloides NP11, 1467 nucleotides long. RefSeq names its product tetratricopeptide repeat containing protein. The transcript has 6 exons. Bases 1 to 1467 code for a protein of 488 amino acids. The record is from RefSeq and is a predicted model, not a curated record. NCBI's taxonomy places the organism in Eukaryota, Fungi, Basidiomycota, Microbotryomycetes, Sporidiobolales, Sporidiobolaceae.
AUGGCCGAGGUUUACGCUCGCCAGCAGAUCUUCGACCUGGCCAAGUCGUCGUAUGAGCGAGCAAUCGAGCUCGCCGAGGACGACGCAACCCGCGAGCGAUAUCAGGCGUCGCUCAAGACGACAAAGGAGGCUGAGGAGAAGGCGAAGAGCCAGAAUCAGGGUCCUCGUGCAGCCUCUCGACCUGUGGCUGAGAUGCAGCAGCGCCGGCGGCAUGGCGUUGUCGCUGUACUCGUACCGAGCCCUCCAGAUGGGCAUGAAGGAUCUCCAGGAGGACAUCAGGAAGAUUCCCGGCACCGACCAAUUCAAGAUCAACCCCGACUCGCACGCCCUUUCCCUCAUCCGGAGUGCCUCAUUGCGGACGACAUGACCUUCACGCUCGAGCACGGCGACGAGCCCGGCUUUCCGAUUCCCGACAAGAUCAUCACGCUCACUAAGGCGGAACUGCAGCAGGGCGGCUGCCUCAAGUACUUCACCAAUGCGAUUUGGGCACCGCAGGACAUGAUUGCCGACCUCAACAGCCGCAUCGCAACCGAGGGCCGUCAGCACAUCCGGAAGGCAACGUCGUCGCUGAUCCAUGAACGCAUCGUGUCGGCCGGCGUCCUCCGCUUCAACCCUCAAGGCGUCGCUUCGGCUGUCCACGACCUCAAGCUCGCCAUCGCUUUGCUCGACGAGGGCAACCGCGUAUGGUCUAACGAGCGUUUCGCCGACCGUGGCAGCACGUUCAAGCCGACCUUUGUCCGAAACGCUCGCGUCCUGCUCAUGCAGACGCUCGUUCUCGCGACGCGCGACAUGAAGACGGCGGCGGCGAAGCGGGCUUACAAGCCUGAGGACGUCGAGGAGAUCGCGAACCGGGUCAUUCGGGAACACCCGCCCGAGGAUUGGCACCCGCGCGAUGGCAGCACUAUGCGCGUCUGCUACUCAGCCUAUCCCGUCUGGGAAGCGUACCUCGCGAGAGGGUAUGUUUGGGGUAUCCGCGCGGGCGUCCCGCUGCUUGAGGUCCAGCCUCGCAAAUACGCAUUCGCCGACCUUACCGCCGCAAAAAACGCUGCCGAAGCUUACGACAAGGCUGCGGCGAUCCUGGAGGACGAGGCGCCCGACUUUACCCGGUACUGCUUCGUCCUCUGGUACGCCAUCCACUGGCGCCUGCGCGCGGGCGGUCUCUCUGUCCGCAAGCUCCGCUCUCGCGUCAACAAGGCGAAGGAGGCGACGGAAGAGACCAAGCGGUUCGUCGACGACAUCGAGGACAGCUUCAGAGAUAUCCGCAAGUUCUGCAAGCAGCAGCUCAAGAUCUUAAACGAGAGCUUGCCGAGUGCGCCGCCCGGCAUCACCGACAGGAACACGAUCAAGCCCAUUCCUACGCUCAACUGCAAGGGCUUGCCAAGGAGUUUCAACACGGCGUCGCUCAACGACCAGCAGGAGUUUGGACGUCUCCCCGGAGACAUCGGUUGCAUCGACCAAAGGGGCUGA